GUCUCGUUAAAAUUCAAUAGCUCCAACAGCUGAGGAUUUGCCAAAUUAAGAACCCCUGAAUGGCGACGUUGAAAAAGAUGGUGUUUCUCGCAUUUGGACCCGAAUUUUCGUCACUGCACUUUUGCAACCCCACGCUCAUUGAUCUGUUGGUUAUUCAACCACGUCCACUCGUUCCACGAUGCGUUUCUCACUUCAAUCCUUGGCCAUCUGCUUGGUGUCCACUCAGGCUCAUUCUGUUCUUGCGUCACCUUGCAGGCCUUUGACGACUACUUCGCUGGCUGCUACCACCACGACUACUGCUGUCGAGGAAGCCUCGACAACUACUGCGGUCAGCGAAGAGUCCACCACUACGAUUGCGGGAGAGACUACCACUGUCGCCCUCAGUGAAGCCACCACCACUACUGCCCUUUCUGAUCUGUCCACCACUCUCACGCUUAGCGAGGCUUCAACCACCACUGCACUUGUUGAGGGGUCGACUACCACCACUCUAGCUGAAGAAUCGACUACAACCGCUCUCACCGAGGAGCCAACUACCACUGCGUUUGAGUCGACUACCACGACCGCUGCUGAGACCACCACUACAACGGAGGCCCUCGAAGGAACUCAAAUGGCGGCAGUCUUCGCCGAUAACACUGAGAAGGAUACCUAUCUUGAUAAAUAUGGUGGUACCUACAGCACUCCUCAGUCAGGAGGCUCAACCUCCAAAGCCCGCUUCGAGCUUGAGCCCGACACUAACAGACUCUUCAGCCAUCUCGUUGAUGGCACCAAAGUCUACCUGUACACUGUCAUCCCGGAUGGUCCCAACUAUGCCUUCCAGUUUGACACUGCGCAGACCAUCGACAGUGUUGAUGUUUACCACUACGUUCUGUGCACAGCUGACGCCAGUAACGUCCUCAGCUGUGCUUCCGAGAGCGGUCCCACUCCGAUUGUUUGGUACUGGGUGGAGAGUGCUGCGAGAUACUACGGAAACAGUAGUCCAACCUAUGAUUCGUUUCCAAUCGUUCAUUUCAAACUCGGGUAAUUCACUCACAAAAUCAUUCUCUGCGUGGCAUUACUCUCAGGGUAGUAUGUGUCGUUACGUGGAAGUAAGAGAAGUCGAGGAAGGGAAUUGGUGGCAAGGAGUUAAUGCAAUCAAGCUUACAUGUUCUAUGUAUAUAGUAAUUCUACAAACUGCUUUAGACAUAAUCAUCUCAUUAUGCAAUAUAUUCUCCAUACUUUUGUUAUUUAA
Messenger RNA from Fusarium redolens, 1228 nucleotides. RefSeq lists its product as uncharacterized. NCBI's taxonomy places the organism in Eukaryota, Fungi, Ascomycota, Sordariomycetes, Hypocreales, Nectriaceae. The record is from RefSeq and is a predicted model, not a curated record. The transcript has a single exon. Bases 179 to 1021 code for a protein of 280 amino acids.